CGGUAGACCUCUCAUCGGGAGGGUGUUUUAAAACCAAUGGCGCAUAGUUUUGUACCACGACGGAAUUGACAAAGUAUUAAACAUAGCUAUAAGCGAAUACAAAACAAUAAGUUCUUCUCGCAAAUCCAAUAUAGCUCUGCUUCUCAACUCUCAUUUACGCAGUUUGUAACGGUACUUGAUAUCCUCGGAAUAACCACAACAUGUUGGCCAAACAACAAGUAGCACAUCCCACCCCUGAUGGGGACGAUGGUGAGGUCAGAGAUAGUUUUACCGAUGAAUCUGCAUUCGAUCUGGACCUGGCAUGCAAUGAAUCACGCACCUGGAUAGAGGCAGUCUUGCAGGAGGCAAUUCCCGGAAAAGAUAACAAGCCGUUGUUUCGUGAGAAUCUGAAGGAUGGCCAGCGUUUGUGUCGGGGAAAAAUAUGUAUCUGAUAACGAAGGCAACAAAUACUGCCCUGACUGUGCAUGUCAACGAGUUGAGUGUGGCAAAUACACUGGCAGCACGCCCGCGGUUGUGAACGGCCACAAGUACUGUCCUGCUGCCUGUGUGUGUCAGGACAAGUCGUGUGGCAAGCCUUUCGUGAAUGACAGGUUCAAGGAGGUCGACGGCCUACGGUUCUGUCCUGACUGCGUAUGCCAACGCCCUGAGUGUGACCAAAUCCCCGGAGACGCAGCUAAGACGGUCGAUGGCAAAAAGUAUUGUCCCGGCUGUGUGUGUGCGGAUGAGGAGUGCGGAAAGCCCUUCAUGAACAAUCAGUUCAAAGAGGUCGAUGGCGAGCGCUAUUGUCCAGACUGCAUGUGCCAGCGUCCAG
Messenger RNA from Sphaeroforma arctica JP610, 811 nucleotides. RefSeq lists its product as hypothetical. Lineage: Eukaryota; Ichthyosporea; Ichthyophonida. The record is from RefSeq and is a predicted model, not a curated record. The annotation marks the transcript as partial. The transcript is spliced from 3 exons.